AUGUUGACCGCGCCACCAGACGAGCCAGACGCGAUGCGUGAGCCUCAGUUCGGAGCAAGCUUUCCACGUUCGAACAUCCAUGACAGCCUGAGACAUGAGCAACAAGAUCAUCGCAGACAACGGUUUGAGAAUUUAGAUCUUCGUGACGAACGCUCAGACAGGGACGAAGAAGAGAGAGACGAAGACCAAGAUGAAGAGCAGGACGAGAACGGUUUAAGCAAAAGACGCACUCCGAGAAGACGCCAAUCAGGCGCGACGUGCUCGGACAGGGCCCGGUUGCGUCGCCAGGAGGCGAAUGCACGUGAGCGCAGUCGAAUGCACGGUCUGAACAGUGCGCUGGAGAGCUUGCGCAAGGUCGUGCCGUGCUACUCGAGUGCUCAGAAGCUGUCCAAGAUAGAAACUCUGCGCCUGGCCAAGAACUACAUCCGGGCCUUGUCGGAGACGCUCAGUGCUGGUACAAGGCCCGACCUUGUGGCGUUUGCACGAACCCUGUGCAAAGGUCUGUCUCAACCCACCACCAACUUGGUCGCGGGGUGCCUGCAGCUCAACGCGGGACGUUUCCUCGCCAGUCCCGGUGACGUCUCGCCUCCCUGUGAUGCCCCCUACGCGUAUGCAAGUGCAGAAACGAGUCGUGCAGACGCCUCCAAGCACUUCCGGCCUUUCUCCUACUGCAACAUGUAUGACUCCUAUUACAACAGCGCGUCUCCGGACAGCCAGCUCAGCCCGCCCAUCAACUACAACGGCGUGUUCUCGUUCCAGAAACCCGACGAGCAAACAGAGUGCGUCGCGAGCUGCCGGUACGGGGCGACAUGCUGCGGGGCCCCAGCGCGCGCUUCCAUCAGCCGGCCUUCCUCCUACACCGUGUCCCCUGACAGCCAGUUUCCAAACGAGGUGCGCAUGCGCAAUCAGCCCUUCCAAACCCAGGAACAAUUAAACGCAGUGUACCAUAAUUAA
Neoarius graeffei (lesser salmon catfish) is the source of this 954-nucleotide messenger RNA. RefSeq names its product neuronal differentiation 6b (gene neurod6b). Gene Ontology annotation, molecular function: protein dimerization activity. Lineage: Eukaryota; Metazoa; Chordata; Actinopteri; Siluriformes; Ariidae. Bases 1 to 954 code for a protein of 317 amino acids. The record is from RefSeq and is a predicted model, not a curated record. The transcript has a single exon.